Messenger RNA from Ictalurus punctatus (channel catfish), 2813 nucleotides. It is a transcript of the gene f9a, whose product is annotated as coagulation factor IXa. The record is from RefSeq and is a predicted model, not a curated record. The coding region runs from base 92 to 1573 and encodes 493 amino acids. Gene Ontology annotation, molecular function: serine-type endopeptidase activity; calcium ion binding. Gene Ontology annotation, cellular component: extracellular region. The transcript is spliced from 8 exons. Gene Ontology annotation, biological process: proteolysis; blood coagulation. Lineage: Eukaryota; Metazoa; Chordata; Actinopteri; Siluriformes; Ictaluridae.
GGUAGAACAAACAUGCUUUUGCACUUUGGAGUGCUGGCUCAGGUUACUUAGCCUCUGACCGAAGCGUGGAAUAAAUUUGCUCUCCGCAGUCAUGGCUGUAUUCUCUGUUCUUUUCAUCGUUUGGGUUUUGCUACAGCAAAAGCUGAAGAUCUCUGCAGGGCCAGUGUUCCUGGAUGAGUGGGAGGCAGAUAUUGUUUUGCAGAGGUACAGGCGUGCAAACACAGGUGCCUUUGAAGAGUUUUUUAAGGGGAAUUUGGAAAGAGAGUGCUUCGAGGAGAGGUGCAACGUGGAGGAGGCCAGAGAAGUCUUCGAAAAUGAUGAGAAAACAAUGGAGUUUUGGUCAAGUUAUGAUUACGUGAAUCAGUGUAAAGCAGCACCGUGUAAAAACCAAGGCACAUGUGAGUACCAAAAGAGUACGUACAUAUGUCACUGCCAACCAGGUUUCACUGGACACAACUGUGAAAUAGUGACUGCCCGGCACUGUGAUGUUAACAACGGAGGUUGCAUGCACUUCUGUUCCACACUGGAGACUCAAGGUGCAGCGUGUUCUUGUGCUACUGGGUACAAACUAGUGGAGGAGGUCAAAUGUGUGCCUGAAGUGAAGUUCCCCUGUGGUGUAAGAAAAAAGAGCACAAGGAUCUAUGUGAGGUCUUUACGCUCCACUUUGACUAACAGAACAGAACCUGACAGAAGUGUAUACCCAAGUGUUCUCAUCACCAACCAAACCGUAAGCCACAAGAAGGGCAAAAUCACACCUUCUCGUACCAAACUACCCACGUGGUUCUAUAACAACACAGAGUCAGUCAACAAUAGGACUCGCAUCAUUGGUGGAGACUCAGCAUCGCCUGGAGACAUUCCCUGGCAGGUGGCGUUGGUGCUGCGCUCCACGCAGCAGGUGUUCUGUGGAGGUUCUAUUCUAAGCGAGCGGUGGGUCAUAACUGCAGCACACUGUAUACAAGAGAGCAAGCAGACAGCGUUCUUCAUCAGAGUAGGUGAGCACAAUGUCAACAAGAAAGAAGGCACAGAGCAGGACCUAGAGGUGGAGAAGGCUAUAAUGCACCCUCGCUAUGACCCAUCAACCAGCCUAUACAACCAUGACAUUGCUCUUGUGCGCCUACGCAACUCCAUCCUCUUCACUGACCAUGUGCGGUCCAUCUGCCUAGGGCCCAGCAGCUUAAGCGAGACCCUGCUUCAAUCUGGCACACUGGCCACUAUUAGUGGUUGGGGCCGGCUGCUCUUUGAUGGGCGAACUGCAGAGACGCUUCAGAUAGCUGAAGUGCCAUACGUGGAUAGAAGCGAUUGUAAGGAGAGCAGCAGUGAGCGGAUCACACACUACAUGUUCUGUGCUGGCUAUCAGGACGCAUCAAAGGACGCAUGUCAGGGGGACAGUGGGGGACCCCAUGCCAACCAGCAUCAAGGAACUUGGUUCCUUACAGGCAUUGUUAGCUGGGGGGAGGAAUGUGCCAAGAAGGGAAAGUAUGGUGUAUACACACGGGUAGGCAACUACUAUAAAUGGAUACAGUAUGUGAUGGGGAUCACAAAAAAGAAGCCAUCGAAUGAUGUUGAGUUUUAAUUUGAAGAGUUUUGUCUCUCGGGACUGAUUAUUAUUAUUAUUAUUUCAAGAUACUAUUGAGCACCAGUGUUGGGUAAGUUACUCAAAAAAAAAGUAAUCCAGUACAGAUUACUAAUUACUACUUUAAAAUUGUAAUCGGAUUACAUUACUGAUUACUGCCUGCAUGUAAAAAAUAAUCAGAUUACUAAUUACUUUACUUUCAGAACCUAUCAAACCUUCAAAAAUACACUAUAAAGUGAAACUCAUAGUUCUUUCAGUAAUUUUAGCGUGUGUCAAUGUAUGACAUGAUCAGAAAAAAGUUGGAUUUAUCAUAAAACUUGCCUCGGGCGUUGUCACUGUUUGUAGGACUACCAGACCGAUAAAAUAUAAAACUUUUCUGACUAGGUUAGUUUGGUGUCACUAGCCAAGGGGAGACACAGCAAAUCUAUAAUUGUAUGGGUUUAGCUGCUACAGUGCCAUGCAAAGUACAUUAUCUUUCCUUAUGCUCGGCUCAUAUGAUGUUCACGUAAACUGGAAUUCGUAUAGACAUUUACACACCUUGUUUUCCUGCUCAGCAUCAGAGAAUGUUACUGUUUCAACCCAUGAAAAAAAAAAAAAAAAAAAAAAAAACUGCAUAUAUCUAUUUUUCCUCACACUGACAGUGUGAGCGAGCGUUUGGCAGAAUUGAGACUGUCAGCCAAUAAUACAAGUAUUUCCAUGUAUUUUCCUGUAAACCAUGUCUGAUUGGUCUAUCCUCUGUUCACUGAAGAUAUAAAAUUUGAUACUUUUGUAACGUAAUUUUAUUGACAUCAGUAAUUGUAAUCAAAUUACGUCAAUUUAAAAUGUAAUGCGUUACAUUACUGCGUUAUGAGAAAAAGUCAUUAGAAUACAGUAAAGCGAUUCUUUGUAGUGCGUUAUACCCAACUCUGUCGAGAUGUAAUUUCAAGAUGUUGGUCCAUGAGAGGUAAUUAUUGUUUGAGCAUCUAGCUCAAUAUAGCUCUUAAGUGUUUCUUUUGAUGCUUUUGUUGACUGUUUCAAAGAGACAAACACAAGUACAUUUCUAUGUAAUGCAUCUAUCAUCUUUAGAUCUAAAUGUUGAAUAGACCAUAGACUGAAAAGUACAGUUCAUGUUAUGCUUCUUAAAGGAGUUUUGUUGGAGUUGUUGACAACUUCUAAAUAUGAAUGGUUUAUUAAAUUAAUUGCAGUUUUAGGACUACUGCCAGCAUUUGUGACAAUAUUUAAUAAAGGGGGGGGGGGGGGG